Adineta steineri is the source of this 773-nucleotide messenger RNA. The record is from the annotation of a GenBank genome assembly. NCBI's taxonomy places the organism in Eukaryota, Metazoa, Rotifera, Eurotatoria, Adinetida, Adinetidae.
AUGGUGAAAACAACAGAAAAUAAUUCAGAUACAGCAGCAACAGAGCAACUAGCUGCACACCCAGCUCAAAUUCCGACUCAUCCAGAUGAGAAAAAAAGUCUACCAGCACCAAAUAUUGUUCCUGAUGGAGUGUCACCACCAAUACAACAUCCAUUAGAUCCAUUAAAUGCUGAUGAAAUAAACUUAACAACACGAUUACUUCUGGCAUCAUCAAAGUUUCAAAAACAUAUGCGUAUUAUAGCAAUAACUCCAAAUGAACCUGACAAUAAACAAUCUGUUCUUGAUUAUAAAUCAAAAGAUCAAUUACAACGACGUGCUACUGCAACAGUUCGUGAUCCCAAAGGUCGAACAACUUAUGAGUUUGUUGUUGAUUUAACAAAUAAAACUGUUGAAAAAUGUACUGAAUACAAGAAUGGUCAACCUGGCUUAACAUUUGACGAAAUGGUUGAAGGGGAUGAUUUACUUCGUGCAAAUAAAGACUUGUUAGCUGCAUUUGCAAAAAGAAAUAUUAAAAUGGAUGAUGUUGUUUUUUAUCCAUUUUCAUCUGGUUAUCGUGAUGAAACAGAUUCAUCAUCUAAAAGACGAAUCUAUCGUCCAUAUGCUGCUGUUAGAAAACAUCCAGAAGAUAAUUAUUAUGCACAUCACAUUGAUGGUCUUGUUAUUACUGUUGAUUUAGAUUCGUUUACAGUUGAAGUUGAAGAUCAUGCUAUUAUACCAAUAGCUCCAAAAUCUGGUAAUUAUGAUCCAGAAGGUAUUAAAUCACCAGACAAUGU